AUGGCAACAGCGUCGGGGAUCACGGUCGUCCUUAACUGCAAGGAUGUUGUAUACGACAGGCACUGGCUGGCCGUAGAAUACAUCUGGGUCCUCGUUCCCUACAUGACCUACGACAUUUACGUCAUGUACCUCUGCCACUGGCACAAGAGCCGGGACAGGGGAGUGACAGAGGAGAAGCACUCGCUGGCCAGCGUGCGGAGCUUCCUCCUGCAGGAGCGGCUGAUGGUGACCCACCACCUCUUCAUCCUCGUCGUGCUCACUCCCGUCACCCAGCACUUCAGGGGAGAACUGGGGGACUUCUUCGUGGGCUGCAUCUUCAUAGCAGAGCUGAGCACGCCUUUCGUAUCGCUGGGCAAAAUCCUCAUGCAGCUCAAAAUGCAGGACACCCUCCUGCACAAGGUGAACGGGAUCCUCAUCCUGGUGACCUUCUUCCUCUGCCGUAUUCUCCUCUUCCCCUUCAUGUACGCGGCCUACGCCAGGCAGGUGGGAAUCCCCAUUUACAUGGUGCCUUUCCGCAUCCCCCUGCACUGCAACAUAGCCAACGCCUCCCUCAUCGCCCCCCAGCUCUACUGGUUCAGGCUCAUCUGCCAUCCGGAACAGCCGUGUGCACAGCUAUUCCCGCUGGAAAAUUACGAGCGGCUGUUCCUACCCGUCUUCACACGGCCCCGCCACUGCUUAGACAGGAUGGAAGAAAACACGGCAGCAGGGAAGUAA
This is a messenger RNA of Balearica regulorum gibbericeps (East African grey crowned-crane), 714 nucleotides long. The record is from RefSeq and is a predicted model, not a curated record. Lineage: Eukaryota; Metazoa; Chordata; Aves; Gruiformes; Gruidae.